AUGACUUCAGUUGCUAGCUUCUUCUUUGGCGUCGUGGUGGCUCUCAGCUGCCUCUCACUUCAGCAGCUUGCUUCGGCAGCUGAUCCCAGCCUUCUCCAAGACUUCUGCGUUGCAGAUUCCACCAGCAACUCCAACUUUAUAACAGUAUUGCUGAAUGGCGUGGCCUGCAAGAACCCAAGCACCGUCACCGCAAACGACUUCUACUUCCGAGGCCUCCACGUGGCAGGCAACACCAGCAACGCACAAGGCUCCAGGGUCACUCCGGUCUUCGCCACGCAGCUCCCCGGCCUCAACACGCUGGGAAUCUCCAUGGUCCGCAUCGACUACGCACCCGGCGGCCAGAACGCGCCCCACACGCACCCACGCGCCACCGAGAUCCUCACCGUUCUCGAAGGCAGCCUGGAGGUUGGAUUCGUCACCUCCAACCCAAAUAACAACCAUUUCACCAAGACCUUGUAUAAAGGCGACGUCUUCGUCUUCCCCUCCAACGCCGUCCACUACCAGCGCAACACCAACUGGAACGCGCCCGCCGUCGCCAUUGCGGCGCUCUCCAGCCAGAACCCCGGUGCCAUUACCAUCGCCAACGCGGUGUUUGGUUCCCAGCCGGGGAUCAGUGCUGACAUCCUGGCUAAGUCUUUCUCCUUGGACGUCGCCACCGUCAACUUUAUGCAGUCCAAGUUCUGA
Linum tenue is the source of this 684-nucleotide messenger RNA. The record is from the annotation of a GenBank genome assembly. NCBI's taxonomy places the organism in Eukaryota, Viridiplantae, Streptophyta, Magnoliopsida, Malpighiales, Linaceae.